AUGAAGACCAAUACAGAAUACAAAUUGGAUACUGUCAAGAUUCUCGAGAAAGAUGAUAUCGUCGGCAAAAUUGGUAUUUUAGUAUUCAAGAUGACACCCAAAUCAACAUUCGGCCAGACUGGCGCCGUAACAUCGUUGUCGACCGAAAUGAGUCGAAAAAUCAACAAAAUCCUGCUUCCUGGCAUGUGA
Messenger RNA from Plasmopara halstedii, 189 nucleotides. RefSeq lists its product as uncharacterized. The transcript is spliced from 2 exons. Lineage: Eukaryota; Oomycota; Peronosporomycetes; Peronosporales; Peronosporaceae. The record is from RefSeq and is a predicted model, not a curated record. The coding region runs from base 1 to 189 and encodes 62 amino acids.